AUGUUUAUUGACUCGAAACUCUAUGCUCAUUCUAUGAGCAUUAUUCAAAAGGCCAACACUGCUGCAACACAACAACUAUACCUAGCCGAUGCAGCAACCUCAAACCUUCAGCCAGAGACUUCGCAGAUACAACUGCUAGAAACACGGCGGCCUUACAUUGGGAAGAAAGAGGUAAGUAAACGUGGGAAGCACCCCGUUCUGGUUAAUCAGCUGGCUGAAACGUCGUACUCCUUCGCCCUAGAGGUGAGAGGUGAAGAAUUUCUUUCCGAUCCUUGUGACAUACAGCAUGUGUGCGAGGCUAAAAAUAAAGCAGAGGAGAUCGUCACUAGAGUGGCAUAUUUGCUCAAGAAAGAUCCCAAAUGCGCAGGAAAGAAACCUUUACGCGAGUGGACAAAAAUGAUAGCCGCAAAGGAGAAUGUAUCCGAAAACGGUAAUCAGGUCGAUUAUCUGGAUUGA
Molecule: messenger RNA, 456 nt
Organism: Strongylus vulgaris
Lineage: Eukaryota; Metazoa; Nematoda; Chromadorea; Rhabditida; Strongylidae
Source: the annotation of a GenBank genome assembly